CUCCUCCUUGAGCUUCUCUUCAAGUUAUCCUCUUUUCCACAACUCUCUUCUUAUUUCUCCUUUCCCCCGUCUUCUUCGUUUCUGAUUGCAUCUUCAAAAAAACAAUGUCUAACCAGGAAAACAACCCACAUUUUCUUCAACAACAACCUCUUCUACGUUCUGAUCUGGCACCAAGUCACCCAGAGCAUAAUCCCCACACGUCACCAAGGCAAGAUAAAGACUCUGAGCCACUUGGUCCACGGGGUAGCCUGACUCAUCAAAGCCCAGACCAUGGUCCCCAAGUGCCAUCAAAGCCCACCUCGGAGCCACUUCGUCCACACCCCACUCAACCAGAACCCGCCCCAAAAUGGAAAAGGCAAAGACGUCAAGGCAAAGAUUCCAAGCCAUCUAGCACAGUGGUGUUGCCACCACCGCUACAGUCUUCCGACCAUCAUACUAUUCUUCCACACGUGCCCCGAUCCGAAGAGCCGGAGCAGCCUCUAGCUCCUCCGCCAGUAUACCUCGUCUUCCGCCCAAAAAGCCCCUGGUUCGACGUCUCCAACGUCAACCUGAACGCAGCAUAUCUGGACAUGGGUUACCUCCUGAAUGCCGAUCUCGUCCUCCUCGUAAACUUCACAAACCCAAACCACCAGGUGAGCGUAGACUUCAGCUCCAUUUACCUCGAUCUUUACUUCGAGAACACCAUGAUCGCCACCCAAUACGUACAACCUUUCUCUGCGCCAAGGAGGAAGACAAUGUUGGCAACUAUUCAUAUGAUGAACAGCCAAGUUCCGCUUGCCAUUAAGGAGAGUCUGCUGUUCCAGCAGCAGAUACAGAACAGUAAUGUGACAUUUGACCUGAGGGCAAAGUUUCGAGCGAGAUCAAAAUUCGGGAGUCUGAUGCGGUACUCGCAUCAGCUGCACGGGUUAUGCAGGGUCAUUGUGAGUAGCCCUCCGACUGGGGUUUUGAGAGGUAAAAAGUGCAUAACCAAACAUUGAGACUGAGAAGAAACAGCACAUUGCAAUGGCAUUGGCAGUAAAUGUAAUUCACUUUCAUUUCUUAAAGAAUAACAAAAAAAAAAUGAUUUCUUACAUUUUCUUAAACCAGAAUUGGAAGAAUAAAAAUAAUUUUUUUUA
Molecule: messenger RNA, 1115 nt
Organism: Rubroshorea leprosula
Lineage: Eukaryota; Viridiplantae; Streptophyta; Magnoliopsida; Malvales; Dipterocarpaceae
Source: the annotation of a GenBank genome assembly